AUGCUGUUCCUCUACAUCAGUUGUAAUAUACAAACUGAAAGCAGUCAAUCUACUGAUUCUAGAGAUAGUGAAGGAAAAGAUUCAAGUAAAGGUGAUCAAUCUCCUCCUGUUAUUUCUGAAGAUAUAAAAAAUGAGGAAAAAGAAGGGCAGGUAUCUGAACGUUCAACUGAAAUUAAAGAUAACAGAGAAUCUGCUCCUUCUACAUCAGUUGUUAAUAUAGAUACUGGAAGCAGUCAGUCUUCUAAUUCUAGCGAUAGUGAUUCUACAGUAUUAAGUGGUAGAGAACCUAAAGAUGUAAAUAUUCCUACUUAUGAAAGUGUUAAAGAAAAUGAAGAAGGUGAGAUUGAAGAAAAUGCAAGUUCAAAAAGUAUUGAAAUUGAUCAAGCAUCACCUGAGCAAAAUAAUCAUAUUGAUUCAUCACAGAAUGUAAUUAAGGACUCUAAUCACCAGGAUAAGGAAAUAAUAAAUUCCCCUUCUACAGAAAAAAAUAUUGAAGAAAUUCAACAUAAAACAUCUGAUACUGAUGGUCAUGAAUCUAAAAUUGAAAGUGAAAUCGAACCAAAGGAGUCAAUGGAGGAAUCAUCUCUUAAUAAAAGAGAAAUUGAGAAUGCAGCUAGGGGUGAUCACAAACCUGAAUCAGUAGAAAGCGCUGAAAUUCCUCAAUCUCAGAUUCCUAAUUCUCAUAAUGGAGGUACAAUUGUUUCUGAGAGUCAGGUUCAGGAUUCUUCAGAAAACACUAUGAGUACUGAAUCUACACAUACUGAUAACAAGAAUUUUAGAACAAGUGUGGAUAUUCAACCUUCUCUUACUGAUGAUGAAAAGACUGUAUCGUCUGUUGGUGAUAGAGAUGCUGAAGAUAGAUCUAAUCUUAAUAAAGAUCCUGAACAAAUUGAAAAGAAUAAAUCUUCUCAUUCUGACAGAGAAGAUAAAGAUAUUUCUGAAAAUGAGGUUCAGGAUUCUUUAGGAGGGACUACGAUUAUCGAAUCUACACCUACUGAUAACGAGGAUUUAAAAACAAGUGUGCAUAAUCAACCAUCUGUUAUUGAGAAUGAAACUGUUGAAUCGUCUGAUGGUGUUGGGGAUACCAACGAUAGAUCUAAUCUUAGUACAGACACUGAACAAAUUGAAAAUAAUACAUCUUCUCAUUCUGAUAUCCACCAUUCUAAUAAGGAGGGUGGUAGUGGUUCUGAAAAUUUGACUCAGGAUUCUCCUACAGAUCAUUGGGAAAGUGUAACUCCCUCUAAUAUCGACAUGGAUCCAAAACCAAAUGAAGCAAGCCUUAUCACACCUGUUGAUCAGGUUGAUUCUUCGAUGGAAAGUGAAUUAGAAUCUGGAGGUAAAAUUGGGGAUUUAUAUAAAGGGGAUAAACAAUCUGAAAAUAUUUUAAAUAAGGAUAAGGAUGUUGUAGAGAUAGAAAAAGCUCCUGAUUCUCAUGCCAAUGAAUCUGAUACUCAUGAUGAAGAGGAUACAAGACGAGGUAUAAGCGAUGAUAGUAGUACUGUUCAUGAAAUUGAUUCUAAAGAGAAUUUACAUCAAGAAUCAUUAAUUUCUGAAAAAGGUCAUGAAGAAGGUAAUAUUAAAAAUGAGCCAGGUAAUGAAGAGGAUUCUUCAAUUUCUCUUUCCCAAGAAAAGAUCAAUGAUUCUGAAGGAAGAGAAAAUAUAGAAGAUCCUAAGAUGUCUGAAAGAGGUGAUGAUAAUGAAAGUGAUAUAGGUAAUAUUGUAUCAGUAGAUCCUGAGAGCACUAUUAUUUCUUCUCCAAAUGAUACAGAAGGAAUAAAAAGUUCAGAAGAAUUAAAAUCUAAAGAAUAUACUUCUGUAGAUCUUAAUAAUAGGGGUGAAAAUAAUCAACAAGAAAAUUUAGUUUCCAAUUCCCCGCAACUUGAACUUGAAAGAGAAAAAUUAGAAAAUGCUGAUAGUUCUCAUGAAUCUGAGGUAUCAAGUAUUUCUGAGGUUGGAGAAGCAAGCACAAGAUAUCAUAAAGAAAACAGUGAAACUGAUGAAGGAGAAGAAAGUGGAACAAAUCCUGAAGAAGGCAGUGUAACAGAUAAAGAACAAAAAAGCAGAACAAAUCAUGAAGGAGACAAUGAAACUGAUGAAGGAGAAGAAAGGGGAGCAAAUCAUGAAGAAGGCAGUGUAACAGAUAAAGAACAAGAAAGCAGAACAAACAAUGAAGAAGACAAUGAAAGUGGUGAAGUACAACAAAGCCUAGAAAAUAAUGAAGCCAGUGAAACUCAUGAAGAACAAAGUGCUAGUGAGAAAAUAAAAUUAAUUGAACCUACUAGUAAUAUGGUGCUACCAUCUACGUCAUUACAUGAAAGUGAUAAAGAAAAAUUAGAAAAACAUCAUGAUGAACCUAAUACAAAUGGAGAGUUAAGCCAUACUGAUCAAAAUACUUCUCAAUAUAGACCUAGUGAAAGUGAGGAAGUAAUGACGAAUAAACCUGAUCAAAUGGAAAUGACAUCUGAACCAUCAUCACAAUAUAUUGAAAAGGGAAUUGAUGUAAGUGAUACUACAGAAAAUCAACAUAUUGAUGAAGAAAGCAAUCAUAUAAUUCCUUUGGUUAAUAAAAAUAGUGAAGGAGAUACUGUAACUAUUCCUCCUACAAGGACCGUUAUGGAAUCUGGAUCAUUAGAUUCAAGGAAUGAACAAAAAGUUGAAGAAAAUGAUGAUAGACAUAUUACAGAUGACCAGAGGAAAGAUGAUACUAUUGUUAAUCCUUCUCCAAAUGGAUUGAAUGAACAUGGGGAAAUGUCUAAUGAUUCUAUUAAAAGUGAAACUAUAACUGAAUCAUCAUUAGCAGAAGAUGACCAAAUGAUUGAAGGAAUUCAUGGAAAAGGUAGUGAAAAAAAAAACAUUAUAGAUGCACCUCAAGAAAGUAGCAUUGAAGUAGGAAAACAAAUGGAAGGGCAUAUGAGUAAUGUGAAUACACCAGAAGAAUUAGCACGAGUUGCAGAUGAAAGUAAAUUACAAGAAGAAAAAGAAGGAAGUAAGGAUGAUGGGGAUAAACGAACUGUUAGUGAAGAUACAAUAGGUGUCGAAGAUCCUAAUAGAAUAGAUGAAAAUCAAAAUUUGGAGGAAAAGGAUGAAUCAUCAAGUAAAGGAAUUACAAAUAAUUCUUUAGAAGGAAGAGUUGAUACUGAGAAAAAGGAUGAACCAUCAAGUAAAGGAACUACAAAUAAUUCUUUAGAUGGAAGAACUGAUGAGGGGGAAAAUGAAAAGUUAGAUGAAAAUCCAGAAUCAAACUCUAACAAUACAAUAUCUACUGAACAAAUUGAAUUGGUUAAGGAAAAAGAAAUUCAUGAACCUAAUGAAUUAGAUACACAUAAUGGAGAGCAAGAAGAAAUUAUUAGAGAUGAAAUACCUGCUGAAAGAAUGGGCGAAGAAAAUUCGACUGAUAAUGAAAAGGAGCAAUUAAAUCCGGAAGAUGAAAGAAAUAUGAAAGAUGAAAUUAUUAAUAAAGGGGAAAAGGGAAAUUUAGAAGAAAAUUUAAAUAUUUCUUCUGAUACCUUGGAAAAUACUACAGGUAAAGAAAAGGUUAAAAUAGAACAUACUGAUUCACCUGAGGAAUCAGAUUCUGAUAUGGAAGGAAUUUAUAAGCAUAAAGGAAUAGAAAAUCAAAUUACUGAAAUAGAAACAAGAUCUGUAGAAAAACAUGAUAUACAUAUUCCAGAAAAUUCAAAAGAAACUCAAGUUGAUAAUUACAAGGCAGAUAUGGAAGAAGAAAAGGACGUAAAUAUAAAUCAAAUGAUUAAAGAAUCUGAAAAAGUAUCAGAAAUAAGUAGUGACACAACUGCAUCUCAUUCUGAGAAACCUAAUGAUGAAGAACUACUUGUGAAUGUAGUAGAUUCAAAAAAUGCACAAAAAGAAGGUGAUUCAAUUCAAACCAUUCCUGAUGUUUCAAAUUCUGAAAAUGAGGUGAAUAACGAUAAUACGUUAAGUAAAGAUGGUUUUUCUGAAAUAGAAAAACCUGUUAGUGAAAUAGAUGAAAAUGCAAAGGGAUUAUUAAAUGAAAAAAGAACAGAGGGUGAUAAUGCGCUAGUUCAAAAUAAGAUUGAACAUGAUAUACAGAAUACAGAAGUUAUAGAUCAGAUUAAAGGCAAAAGAGAUUAUGAAGAAGAUGAAAAAGUUAAUUUUGUGAGAUUACCUGAAAAAAAUGAAGAACAAAGAAGUGACGUUACAAAGGGAAUUGUUCCUGGUAGUGUUGAUGUAAUUGAAAAAACGUCACAUGAAAGUUUAGAUUCUCAUGAAAAAAAUCAAGAAGAAUUAAAAGUGUCUGAAGAUAUAGAAUAUCCUGUUGGAACAGAUAUAUCAGGAAUUGAUAGUGAAACUCGUGAUUCAGUUACGAUUUAUCAAAAACCUACAGAUACUUUUGUAGAAAAUGUAUAUGGAUUAUCACAGGAUUAUAAAUCAUUAUCUGAGAACGAGAAAAAAAUUAUCAUAAAUGAACCAAAGGAAAAAUUGCAAAAUCUUUUAGGAGGAAUGGUUCAUGUUUUACAAAACAAAAAUAUAGAUGAUGAUCAAUCGGGUAGAUCAUCUAUACCAUUAUAUGAUAAAGAAUUAGUUGAUGAUAAAAAUCAUUUAAAUGAUAAUUCUUAUAAUAAUAAUAUAAAUAAUGAAGUUCAAUGUGAAAAAAAUUGUGGACGAAAAGAAAAUGUUUCAUCAUUUGAUGAUACGGUUACAUUAAAAGAUGUUAAACAAAAUAGGGAAGAUACGGAGGAAACAAAAUUGAUAGAAAAUGAAAAAAUAGAUAAUACAAAAGUAAAAGAUGGAAUUCAUAUGACAUCAUAUAACAAGCCAUCUAAUAUUUUGGUACAUAAUUAUGAUGAUAUUAAAAAGGAAGCAAUAAAAAAUGAAGAAAAAAAAGAUACAGAACAAUCCAAGAAAGAAGAGAAAGAUGUAAAACAUUAUGAUUCAGAGAAUGAUAAUAAUAAUUUAAGUAAUUAUACAAAAAUUAAGGAAAAUAUUGAAAAGUUUUAUAAAUAUAUAAAAAAUAUAUUGAAUUUAACUGAUAUAAAUAAUGAUAUAGAAAAAAAGGAUAUGCAAAGGUAUAAUUUAAAUAAUUAUACUAAUAUCAAAGGGAAUAUGCUUUUUUGA
Molecule: messenger RNA, 5094 nt
Organism: Plasmodium adleri (nom. inval.)
Lineage: Eukaryota; Apicomplexa; Aconoidasida; Haemosporida; Plasmodiidae
Product: erythrocyte binding like protein 1, putative
Exons: 1
Coding region: 1-5094 (1697 amino acids)
Source: RefSeq, a predicted model, not a curated record